CCGAGGGUGGGCAAAGGCAACACGACCCGGUGGAGGGCGGCGCGGAGGGUGGCGCUGGCGGCAUGAAAGGCGUCUUUGUGCGGGACUUGGGGUGAGGAGGCGGUGAGAAUGGCGAGAGCUGAGCCCGGACCUGGAGGCUGGGGCUCGGGGACGCCGCCACCCGCCACUCCUCAGCCGCGCUGGAAAGAUCCGGGUAGUGCCGGCAGGGGGCGGUGUGACGCCGGAGGGGGGUGAGGUGGCGGAGAGAUCGCGCUGGCUGGAAGGGUGCAGCCCCUCUCCGGGCGCUCACUCCGCAGUCUAGGAGGCGAGAGAGCGGCCCCCGAGGCGGAGCCUCCCUCCUGCCCCCGGGUAUCGCUGCCCCCACCUGGGGGGGAGAGGCGGGCGCCGCGCUGCCCUCCCUCUGCGCCCCCGCCGCGUGGCUUGCGGCUUAUUUUCCCAGCUGGCAAGCGUCGCGCUGCAGACAAGGGAAUGCCUGUGGUCCUGCGUGCUCAGGAGCUCAGGGGCCCCCUGAUCCCGCCAAGCCCCCUCCAGGAGCGGAAGGGUUAAGAAUGAUGAGGAAGAAGAGAAAGCGAGGCACGUCCCCCGGUCCAUGCCGCAGCCACGGCCCCGAACCCGCCACGGCGCCCGUGCCGCCGCCCUCGCCGGAGCCCACGAGACCUGCAUGGACGGGCAUGGGCUUGAGAGCAGCACCUUCCUGCUCCGCCGCCGCCGCCUCCGCCGCUGCCGCCGGGGCUGAGCAGCGCCACCGUCCCCAGCUCUGCCCGCCGCCCCUGGCGUUGCUGCUGCUGCUGCUGCUCAGCCUCGGGCUGCUCCACGCAGGUGACUGCCAACAGCCGGCCCAAUGUCGAAUCCAGAAAUGUACCACGGACUUUGUGUCCCUCACUUCACACCUGAACUCUGCCAUUGACGGCUUUGACUCUGAGUUUUGCAAGGCCCUGCGUGCCUAUGCUGGCUGCACCCAGCGAACUUCAAAAGCCUGCCGUGGUAACCUGGUGUACCAUUCUGCUGUGUUGGGUAUCAGUGACCUCAUGAGCCAGAGGAACUGUUCUAAGGAUGGACCCACAUCCUCUACCAACCCCGAAGUGACCCAUGACCCUUGUAACUAUCACAGCCAUGCAGGAGCCAGAGAACACAGGGGAGGGGACCUGAACCCUCCCAGUUACCUUUUUUGUGGCUUGUUCGGAGAUCCUCACCUUAGAACUUUCAAGGAUCACUUUCAGACAUGCAAAGUGGAAGGAGCCUGGCCGCUCAUAGAUAAUAAUUAUCUUUCAGUUCAAGUGACGAAUGUGCCCGUGGUCCCUGGAUCCAGUGCUACUGCUACAAAUAAGAUAACCAUCAUCUUCAAAGCUCACCGUGAGUGCACAGAUCAGAAAGUGUACCAAGCUGUGACAGAUGACCUGCCGGCCGCCUUUGUGGAUGGCAGCACCAGCGGUGGGGAUGGCGACACCAAGAGCCUGCUUAUCGUGGAGAGGGAGAGCGGCCGCUACGUGGAAAUGCACGCCCGCUACAUAGGGACCACGGUAUUUGUGCGGCAGCUGGGUCGCUACCUGACCCUCGCCAUCCGCAUGCCUGAAGACCUGGCCAUGUCCUAUGAGGAAAGCCAGGACCUGCAGCUGUGUGUGAAUGGCUGCCCCCUGAGCGAGCGCAUUGAUGAUGGGCAGGGCCAGGUGUCUGCCAUCCUGGGGCACAGCGUGCCUCGCACCUCAUUGGCGCAGGCCUGGCCUGGCUACACACUGGAGGCUGCCAAUGCUCAGUGCCACGAGAAGAUGCCAGUGAAGGACAUCUACUUCCAGUCCUGUGUCUUCGACCUGCUCACCACUGGGGAUGCCAACUUCACCGCCGCUGCUCACAGUGCCUUGGAGGACGUGGAGGCGCUGCACCCGAGGAAGGAACGCUGGCACAUCUUCCCGAGCAGUAGCCACGGGACACCCCGUGGAGGCGGCCAUUUGUCUGUCAGUCUGGGACUCACAUGCUUGAUCUUUAUUGUGUUUUUGUAGGGAUUGUCUUUUGUUUUUUUUAUUUUUUGUCUAUAACAGAAUUUUAAAAUAUAUAUUGUCAUAAUAUAUUGAGUAACAGAGUAUAUAUGUAUAUACCAUGUAUAUGACAGGAUGUUUGUCCUGGGGCACCCACCAGACUGUACAUAAUGUGUGUGACUGUUCCAAGUAUGUUGGAUGUAGUGUUCUUCGACUGUAUUGAUUUUGUUUUGCAGUUUUGUGAAAUAUUUUAUAAUGUCCCUGCCGGGGGACCUGUUAGAAAGCACUUUAUUUUUUAUAUAUUAAAUAUUUAUGUGUGUACCUGGUUAGUACGUAUAGUACAUAUACACAGACGCCAUCGCAGCGUUCCCGCUGAAGAGGACCAGUGACGGUGCUCGUGGCUGUCCCUGGCUGUCCGUCCCUGCCUUCUCCCUUUGCUACUGAUCUGCCACAUUGGGUGCGCAGCUUUCACUGGCCUCCUGCUGGCGGAGCUGCGUCCCUUGAGCGAGGAGGUCCUUACUCUCACUCCGUGUGGAAGGACAGCUAACUAACUCCCCGACAGGCACUUUGGCUCUUGUGAAACACACAUCUCUAAGCAACCCUCGCCCUCCUUCACAACUGUCACUUUUUCAAAGGGCAGGGAGUGUAUUACUACAGUUUUCAUUAAUUAGGAGUGUUCUGAGCAAUGAGGGAAUGUGAGGUUGAGCCAUAUGAAACUGCUGUUUCUAUUAGGUCAGAAGGGGCUGGUGAUGGCAAUUUCAUAGAUAAAUACCAGGCAUUUUACUAGACGCCAGGAGCUCUCAGACAUUUCCUCCUCCCGUGUUCCUGUUUAAACCGUAUCACGCCUUGCUCUUCUCUGUAUCAUUUGUGCAAGCCCAAGUUCUAAGCCUUCUUUCCUUGGCUGUUUAUGCCCAGAGACACACUGCUCCCUGUUCCACCCCCCCGUAAACCCUCCUCAACCUCACCUGAUGAACCCAGAGACUAGGCCUUGUUAGAUUCUCUCUUCAUGUCGAGGCCCAGAUCCCAUCACAAGGUGUGCCACUCUUCCUCGCCGUCCACACCGUGGCCUUCACAGUCUCUGGCGCUGACGUGUCUGUAUGCAUGAGGGAAAGGAUAGGGUGUUAAAUGACAGGAAAACUUUGAGGGCCUGAGCCAGUAAGUGGCAAAAUGGGCUCUGGUGAACCCAGACCUUCUCACUGAGCAACGUUGCUUCCCAGGUGGUCUCUCUAUCUUUAAUUAAAUAUGCUCCUUUGUAACAUCUAUAGUGAUAAUAUACUAGUGAGUGCUCAUGUCACUUGGUAAAAUUCCUAUAAAGUAAAAUACCUCCUUCCAUUUCACCUGUUGGCACGCCCUUGCAAAAGGAAAGCACCAUCCACAAAAUGCAAGAACAAUGAGGAAGUGAGUUCUACCUAGGGCAGGUGGAUUUCUAUUGUAUCUAUGUAAAUGUUUGGUUCCAAGGAGAAACGAAAGAAUUUGUACCUUACCUUACUCAGAUUUACAUAAGUGCAAGAAGAAAGUUAAUUUUAUAUACCCCAGCAAUUAGGAUCCAACUUGUGCUGAAUUUUAGAUAGCCAGGUAUCUAAACCUGGGGCCUGCCUUUUGCCAUGCCCCAUUGAUUAGGGUCACGGCCAGAGGCCCAAACUGGCAGGAGAAGAGGAUUUUGGUUCGUGAAAUUCUAUUUCUUAGUGAACUGAUGAUCCAAUUACAGCAUGGAGCUGUGGGUUCAUCUAGAGGUGGGAAACUGCUCUUUUUCUGAUCUAGGAGAGGAUAGUCUUGGGAAGUCUGGGAAAAUCACAAAGGCACCCUACUUCUUACUUGAUAAAAAGACACAAUACCAGAGAAGUGAAACUGAACUUGUUACCCUUCUGUAAAGACGCGGGGGCCUACCUACCAUGAGCUCUGAACUGUGGCUAUUUCUGUUUACCUACAGAACAUGUGCCAGUUCAGAAGCUAUAGUUAGCUAGUAAUUUUGUUAGGUAAUUGAGUAGAACAAAGGAGGAAAAAUAUUUAGAGUAUAACCACUAUUCUUGUGUGAACAGUAUAAAAGUGAAGUAAAAGCAAUAGAAGUUUCUACAGUGUCUGGCUUUAGAGUGUAUAUGGUUCAUAUUACCUUUGUCCUCUUUAGGGAAAGCAAAAUCACCACCUCUACUAAUAGUUGGGGAAAGAAACAGGUUGCUCUGCCAUAUCCUAGCUGGGAAGGAUGCCUCUAAGCAUUCUGUUUCACUAACAUUUGUGCCAGUGUGUUUGGCUAUUCUCCCUUUAUAAUCAGUGUCCUCCUACAACAUUUACAGUCCCCACAGAUGACUAAGAAAUACAGAUGCUUCUCUAGAGAAGGGCCAGCUUAUUUUCCAUUUCUUUUCUAGGACUUUUAGAGAAAAUAGUACUUGUACAUUUUGCUUCUUGCAAUCUUCCUUAACCAAGAGUUUCAGGUGAUCCCACCACAUGGAUAAGAUGUAGCUAUUCAAAGGUCUCCUGGGGGAGGUUAAAACUUGAGGGAAAACACUGGUUUUCACAGAUGCUCCACAUGGCUGUCUUUAAAAGACUCAAAACAUUUUUUUGUCCUUUUCUUCCCUUUGUUAAUGCUUGGAAAUUCCCACAGUGUGUCGAGUCUUUGCAAAGAAACCUUUAGAUGUGGUUCAUAGGUAUAUGGAUAAGUAUCUGUGUAAAACAGUGAGUGUGCAGUGUGUAAAUACUUUAAAUUAUUAUGCUAGAAAAAUAAAGUUACAUACCAUGCUGUGGAA
Molecule: messenger RNA, 4714 nt
Organism: Leopardus geoffroyi (Geoffroy's cat)
Lineage: Eukaryota; Metazoa; Chordata; Mammalia; Carnivora; Felidae
Gene: RGMB
Product: repulsive guidance molecule BMP co-receptor b
Exons: 6
Coding region: 549-1997 (482 amino acids)
Biological process (GO): BMP signaling pathway
Cellular component (GO): plasma membrane
Molecular function (GO): coreceptor activity
Source: RefSeq, a predicted model, not a curated record